AGUGACAACUGUUUUAUCGGGUAAAGCCAGAUGAGAUGAAACACUAAACAGCACCGCACGUCCACACGUAACUACAACAAAACAGAAAAAAAAAAAAAAAAAAUUGUAGAGCCAGACUUCAUCCAAGAAUUCUCACAUUAGCCUCUGUUUAUGUAAAAACUCAGUUGUUUUUUUUAUAGCUCUAGUAAAAAACACCCGUUGAAUUUCUCAAAUUUCUUGCGACGAAAAUCCGUUCAUAUAUUUAUUACCUGGUUGCUGAUAUAUUUUGAUCCUGUAGUCAGGCAGUCAGGGUACAUCCUCUUCAGGUGAUAGCAUUUCGAUACAAUUCAUUUACGUGAAAGUAGUUCUGUGAUUCUACAAUUCUUGAUCUGGUACAUUGUGUUUGCCUUCUCGGAACCUAAAUAUGAUGACUCGUAUCUGUUUAUAUUUUGUGUAGUAGUAUUAGGCUUAAGUUGCAUAGCAUGUCGGAACCUAAAUAUGAUGACGGGUCAAUAUGUAACAUGUGUUUGUCAGGGACCCGGAGUCCCGGACCCUGUUCUUGGCGUUAUGCAGUAUGUUGUGUUUAGAGGUACUAACUACAACCAGACAAACUUUAGUGUAUGUUUUGCGGCUGCUAUAAGGUCAUGUUUUAAAUGUCUAAUUGCGGCCGCUAUAAGGUCAUGUUUUAGAUGUCUAAUCUUGAUGUGAUGCCCUUUUCUUCUUUUACAUUUGUGGAUCCUUGAUGCUACCAGAAAUUGUUGCCUAAGUAACCCCUGAAAUCUAAUUUCUUUAGCAAAUUAGUUUCCAGACUUAACUCGACGUUGUGACUCAUGAGUAUUCUAUUUGGUUGGGGAGAAUGGAAUGGAAUGGAAUGGAUUGAGUAAAAAAUACUUGAAACUAAUAGAGAUACGAAGAAAGUUUUGAAAAAAUUUGAAGGAGUGCAAAAUUACUAUGAUGAGAUUUGAGAAGAAAUUGAGGAUGGGAGAGAAUGGAGCAUUCCAUCUCAAAUGGAAGGGAUGAUAUCUAGCAUAUGAUGUAGGGAAUGGAAUGGAGGAAGGAAUGAAAUUUCUUAAAAAUCAUCCAUAAGAUAGUUCAUUUUUCAUUUCAUUCCUUCAGGAAUCAUUCACCUCAACCAAACACAACAUUUAUGUUUAACCGGGGAUGUGGACUGGUGGCUUUACUGCUGUUUAUGUUUUUAAGCAAUGUUGCAAACUACUAGACACGGAGACAUUGGAUCUUAGUCCUGCAUUAAUGUCGCACAACUUUAGGUCUCAGUAGGAUUUAAGGAGAUUUGUCAUUGCCGGAGAAAUCAUACAUUCAUCUUGUAUGUUAAAGAGAAGGAAAUUAUUGCAAUUAGGGCUCAAAUUUCGUUCUCUUGUAAACAAAAACCAUGUAUUUCCUCUUUGAGUUCUGUUUGCAGUGUGAUUUUACUACUCUGAAUGAAUUUAUAACUAGUUGUGCAUCGAGCAGUGAGGAAUAGAGGAUGUCAAGGAAUGAUAUUGUGAUUCCCAUCCAAGUGGACACGCAUAAUUUGUCUACCCCUUUGUCAUCAGUACCAUCACCAGAUCCCUCUCCUCUUUCCACUGAUGCAAUAAUACACCAUGGAGACAAUGCACAAGAAUUAAAAGCGGAAGGUUCCUGGUUAUGGGAGCAAUUCUCUUACCUUGUGUAUCUCACUGUAUUUGGAAUUUUCGGGAAACUGUUUGGCCCCGAAGGAGUUGGUGCCAUGAAAGACAAAUACUACAUGUAUCUUGACCUUCCAUCUAAUAUGGUUGGUUCCUUCUUGAUGGGCUGGUUUGGUGUUGUUUUCAAAGCUAACAUAUCACGCGUGUCAGAUCAAUUAGCCGUUGGAUUGACAACUGGUUACUUAGGAAGCCUAACAACAUUCAGCGGCUGGAAUCAGAAAAUGCUUGAACUCGGUGCUGAAGGAGAAUGGGUAUUUGUAGUUCUUGGUUAUUUCAUAGGGCUAUUUCUUGUUGCCUAUUCUAUCAUUUUCGGGGUAGAAACUGCCCAGGGAUUCAAAUGGACUUUGCGGAAGUUAAGCACAAGUUCUCAGCCAGGUCACUUUAGAUCUAGAUCAAGCUUGAAGGCUGAUAGCUCCAAGAUUCCCAUGGUGGUUACGGUAGUGCUAUUAGUAGUAGUUGUUCUGUUUUAUUGUUUAAGUGGAUCAUUAGAGUGGAAAGAGUUUAACAAAGGUGGUUCUAGAGCUCAGCUUCUGUCAGGGCCGUCUGGGAGAAUUUUGGGGCCCUGUGCUAUAAUAUGAAUUAGGCCUCAAAUAAUAAUAAAAAAUAUGUAUAUUAUAAAAAUAAAUAAAUAAUAAAAAUAUUAUUUUUUUAUAAAAUUAAAACAUGUCACUUAAAAUAAGAUAAAUAAUGUUAUUAAAUAAUAGUAAUUUUAAUAUUUUAAACAAAAUUAAUAUGAAUUUAUAUGAGAUAUAUCUAUAUGUCAUUGAAAAGAAUGAAAUUUAUAGUACAUAUGAAAAAGUAUCAUAUGUA
This is a messenger RNA of Daucus carota subsp. sativus, 2474 nucleotides long. RefSeq lists its product as uncharacterized. Gene Ontology annotation, biological process: fluoride transmembrane transport. The transcript has 5 exons. Gene Ontology annotation, molecular function: fluoride transmembrane transporter activity. NCBI's taxonomy places the organism in Eukaryota, Viridiplantae, Streptophyta, Magnoliopsida, Apiales, Apiaceae. The coding region runs from base 1463 to 2242 and encodes 259 amino acids. The record is from RefSeq and is a predicted model, not a curated record. Gene Ontology annotation, cellular component: plasma membrane.